GUACUACGGUACAGUGUUCCCACUGAGGUACAGUGACACGCUAUUCCCACCGUGCCUUCAAGAUCCAACAUUCAACCUUUAUCAGAUGGGAAUAUGGUUAACGACCAAAUGUAGGCUAUAAUUGCCGUCUGUUUUCAUUUGUUUCAUAAAAACUUCCCUAAAAGUUUCGUCGUUCCUCCUUCAACAAAGGGUUAAUUUCCCCCGGUUUUCAGACACUCGCAGAAGUGAAACCGGAGCCGCCACUGCCUCGUUUCCGUAUUUUCCUGCUGUAUUUAUACAAAGCCUGCUUCACUGAAAAUUUUAUCUGCGUUCAUAGAGGACAGACUAACUUUCUUACUGAAAAUCUCAAGUGCAAGCGUACAGGAAGAAAGACAGCAAAGACUAAACCAGGUAAGAACUGCAAAAAUCAGUCUGUCAAUGCUUUUGAUGUAGGCCCAUUCAAAAUACUCAAACUCAUAACUUACUCCUGUAACUGGAGCUAGGUGGCUUUUUUUGUAAAUAAUGCCGGGAGGUAACAUUGUACUUUACCUCACUUUUAGUUGCAUAAUAGGCUGCAAAGUACAAAAAACCUCACAGGUCCAAAUAGAAAUCUUAUUACAAAAUGCUUUAAGUUUCAUGGCGCAUUACUUGAAAUAAGUAUGGCAGAAUGCUUUAAGAGUCUUAUCAAGGAAGUUUUGCGUACCACAUUUACAGAUAUUUUUUUCUCAUUACUAUCGGUGUUCCUUUUUUGUGCUCUUGAUAAUGAGACAUGACUUGAAUGUGCAGGGCCCAUCUCCAGUGUAAAACCCUGACAAAAGAUGCUGCAAAAAUGUUGAACUUCACUUAGGUGUAAAGUCAAAGUCAAAGUCACCUCACACAUGAACAUUGUAAAUAAUGACUUAUUUUUCAGCUCCCAAGUGGCCAAAAUGAUUGAUUGAUGUAAGUCUAAGGCUUGUAAAGUUUUCUCUCUUUUUUAAAAACAGGAGCGGUUGAACAAUGUCUGCCCCUCCUCGUCUCAAUCUCCAUCCAGCUGUGAUCAUCAUGUGUUGUUUUAUAAUGAGUCUGCACAGUUAUGUGGCCUCUCAAAAGAAUACCUGCAAGGUGGAGGAUGGCAAAGCCGACUGCAGCCACCUCCGCCUCAGUGCGGUCCCCUCGGACCUUCCUAGGAACAUUAGCAGCCUGGAUAUGUCUCACAACAGAUUGGCAAAGAUCCCCCCUGAGUCCCUGACCCCCUACAGAGGCCUCCUGCACCUUGAUGUCAGUUACAACAGUAUCACAAAGCUGGAUGAAGGCUGGUGCCAGACACUUCCUCUGCUGCAGAUGCUGGACAUGAGAAACAAUGAAUUGCAUUUGUUGAAGAAAGAGGAUCUGAGCCAUUGUGGCAACCUGACAGGACUGAAUAUCGCUAGUAACAGGCUAAAGCUACGAGAAGAGCCGUUCUCUGCACUGCAGGUACAGAUGACAUUUACAGUGAUGAGAUGGAUCGGCAAAGGCAGCAAUACAAGAUCAAACAUUUUUUAUACAUAUACGGUUAUGAUAACAGAGUUGGAAUUCACUUUGUUAGUUGGCACCAUUUAAUUAAUGUUCAGUGUAAAGUUAUUUUACUCAUGAACACAAGCACUACUGAUGUUAUUGUGCUUAUCUGAGUAUUGCUACAUCAUGCCACUCUAUAAUUCUGUUUUAAUUUAAUAACUUAGGCUCAGCACCAUGUUGUCAAAUUGCACCAUUAACUCUUUUCUGUGAUUUACAGAGCCUGAAAUACCUUGAUGUUUCCUCAAACAACCUGCAGUCAGCUCAGCUGGGCUCUCAGCCUCAGCUGCCCAGUCUGGUGCACCUCAACCUGGGGUUCAAUGGCUUUACCACUCUGAAGACCAACGACUUUCUCUACCUUCUCAAUCCAACCUCUCUAAAAGUCCUCAAUAUGUCCUCUGUGUCUCUUAAAAAGGUAAGAAACUUACCCAGAAAGGGGAAAUGAAACACAGCUGAGUUUGAAGUGUAAAAAAAUGAUGGCGGCACCUUGCACUAACUUGUCUGUUUUAGUUCCCUUUUUUAAGUCUCACUGCAGAAUAUCUUUAUUGUGUUUUUGUUGCAGUUGGAGCCUGAUUGCCUAAAGCCUCUGUCAGCCUUGAAUACUUUAAUCAUGGAUGGGAGCAACAUGGGGACUCUAUUGAUUUCCAAACUCUGUUCAGAGCUUUCACAAACAGCCAUUGAUACCCUGUCUCUGAGGAAGAUGAAGCUCAUCACACUCACCAACACGACCUUUAAAGGGCUGCAGAAAACAAACCUAACUUUUUUGGAUCUUUCUCAAAAUGAAAUGGGUAAAAUAGAGGGCGGCUCUUUCCAGUGGCUGUCCAGGCUUCAGACUCUUAUUGUGGUACAGAACAACAUCAAACAUCUGACCAAGAGUACAUUUCAAGGGCUCAAAAGUUUGAAAAAACUCCAGUUGACAAAAGCUUUGGUUAAAAGUCGUACCUCCUCCACCCCUAUCAUUGAUGAUUUCUCCUUUCAACCACUGAGCAACCUGGAGAGGUUGAUAUUAAACCAUACCGCGAUACGAGAAAUCACAGAAAACACAUUUACAGGCUUAACAAGCCUUAAAGAACUUGAUAUGAGCUGGGUGAUUUGUACCUCACUCAAAAACCUCAACAGCAAGACCUUAGCUUCACUUGCAGGAUCACCUCUGCAAAAGCUGAAUCUGACGGCAUCAUCUGUGUCCCAGAUUGGUCCUGGGAGCUUUUCAGUGUUAAGAAACCUCACAGUUCUUCUCUUAGAUUUCAACUUUAUCAGGCAAACUCUCACUGGCCAAGAGUUUGAAGGCCUGGAUCAAGUUCAAGAGAUCCAUAUGUACGAUAACCAUCAGAAAGCUGGUCUGUGCCCCACGUCAUUUGUUCAUGUGCCCAAUCUGCGCGUCCUGAAGUUAGGGAAAAGUCUUAAUGCGACCGCCACAAAGUUGGAUCCAUCCCCAUUCAAUCACCUGUCCAACCUGACCUUCCUGGAUCUUAGCAACAACAAUGUCGCGAACAUCAAAGAGGGGAUAUUCAAAGGGCUUGUGAACCUAAAGGUGCUGAAGCUCCAGCACAAUAACUUUGCUCGUGUCUGGAAGAAUGCUAACCUGGGUGGACCAGUGCUGUUUCUCAAAGGGUUACAAAGCUUGACGACCCUUGUGUUGGAUAGUAAUGGUCUGGAUGAAAUCCCAGAAAAGGCCCUAAAAGGAUUGAGUAACCUCCGUGAAUUAAGCCUUGGCACCAAUCUCCUCAACAGGCUCAGGAACUCCAUAUUUGAUGAUCUGAGCUCGCUGCGAGUUUUGCAUUUACAGAAGAAUUUGAUCACGUCUGUGAGGCCUGCUGUGUUCAAAACGCCUCUCAGCAACAUCAGUGUACUGAACAUGGAGAAAAACCCAUUUGACUGCACCUGUGAGAGCAUCUUGUGGUUUGUCAGCUGGUUAAACAGCACCAAUAUGAGUCGUGUGCUCAGCCAAACAGAGCAGUACAUGUGCAACACUCCAUUAGCUUACUUCAACAAGUCAAUCACAGAGUUUGAUGUGCUCUCCUGCAAAGAUAUGACCCCAUUUCAGGCUCUGUUCAUACUGAGCAGCACGGCAGUCCUCAUGCUGAUUGUGAUUGCUCUUCUGGUUCGCUUCCAAGGUUGGAGGAUUCAGUUUUAUUGGAACAUACUGAUCAAUCGCACUUUAGGAUUCAGCGAUGCCUCAGUUAAAGAAGGCAAGGAGUUUGAAUUUGAUGCCUACAUCAUACAUUCGGAGAAAGACAGCAGCUGGGUGGAGAGAAGAAUGGUCCCAUUGGAGGACAAGAACUGCAAGUUUUGUUUGGAGGAUCGAGAUUGUGUACCUGGAGUGUCACAGCUUGAAUCGAUUGUCGACAACAUGAGGAAAUCUAGAAAAAUCAUGUUUGUCGUCACAGAGAGCCUGCUCAACGAUCCUUGGUGUAGAAGGUAAAUGGAAACCCUACUGCCUUGUAUUUACAUUGUCAAAGAAUAUAAGUUACAGGCAGUGAGAAGUAAUGUCAGGUGAAGAGUCCAUUAGUAUGAAAUGAUGUGCAGUGUGGAGGAUGGAAAUGUCUCACAGGCAGCUGUGGACUGUUUCUUCACCACACAAUCCCACCUACUCUAAAAUCCAUAAAGAAGGUCACACAGGUAAAUAAGACUCAGUUCGUUUCUGAGAGGGACUGUCUAAGGGAAAAAAAAAGUUUUCACUGCGUUUCUAUUUGGAGAUUUCCAGUGUUAAGCAAAGUGCAGUUCUGAUGCAGAUGUGUAGCCCCUUUCUACCAACAUCCUUUAUCCCUAUCUGCUAUGGUAGCUCAGCUCAGUGGGUCCUGUUGUUAGUAAGAUACUGGGACUCCUGUAUUCUGUUUGCGUCACAUAACUCAUUUGGGUCAAACUGAGUUCUGAAAUGCUCUCUGCCCUCCUCCUUCCUUGUUUGUCCUUCUCCAGAUUCACGGCACAUCAAGCACUUCACCAGGUCAUUGAAGACAGCAGGGAUUCUGUCGUUUUGGUCUUCCUGCAGGAUGUUCACGACUACAAGCUAUCUCGCUCAAUCUUCCUUCGCCGGGGCAUGCUGCGUUCGUGCUGCGUCCUAGACUGGCCGGUCCAUAAGGAGAGGGUGCCAGCCUUUCACCAAAAGCUGCUCAUAGCACUGGGCAUGACUAAUCGAUUGCAGGACUGACUGUAUCCUCUCUGUGAUAACUGGAAAUUCUUUUUGCAAUAGUAAUGACCUUAGUGUACUGUUACAUCUGCUAAUAUUUCACUUGAACAAAGAUUGUGAUGUUUGUUUAAACAUAUUUUUAUUUUUCAUGUUUAAGUUUACAAAUCACAAAAACUGCACAAAAUUAAACAAGAAUAUGGAGAUUUAAUUGGAUACUGUAUGAACUUAGCUCAGUAUAAUUGAAUACUGUGUUCUGUACUGACAUCUAGUGGUUUUACUGAAAAACUUUUUUUUUUUUUUUUGCAAUUUCUGCUAGGAGGGGCUCUAUGAGACACCAACACUAUAAUAUACACCAGCAUUUGGUUGUCUUAAUCACUUAGAAGUGCAUUUAAGAUACUCUGUCAAAAUCAAAAUUACAAAAGGGAUCCAUUUGGGAUAAACAGGCGAAGGUUUAAGAGCAAUAAACUAGAAGCUGAUUGUUUUUUAACACACUUUUACCGUUUUGAUUAUUGCCUUCGUCAAAAAUGUGAAGGUGUUUCUUUUGCUGCUGUUAUUUGUUAAUGUUCAUCUGCAAACCCAAUGGCCAUAAUAAAAAAAAAAUGUAUAUCCGAAAAACAUCCAACAAUUGUAUUUGAAACAAAAUUUCUUUUUCCAGUGUGACUGUGCAUGUUUUCAUUUCCGCAUCCCUUUGUUCCAUUCACAUUUUCCUGUGUUUUGUUUUCUUGAUUUUAAACAUUUGAAAGAAUUUCCGUUUCUCUAAAUAAUGAUCAACAGUUUUGUCCAUGCCUCUUGUGUGGUGCCUAUCUUUCUCAUGUUUUUGUCUCCACUUUUGAGCCCUACUUUGUUGUGACAUUCAUAAAGAAAAUAAAACACACGUGUACUUUAUUUUAAGAUAUUUCAAACCAAAAAUGUGGCAUGCAAAACUUUCUUGGUGAGCAUCAUGGGAAAAAUAAGUAAAACAGGUGAUGUUUAAGUAUCAUAAUUUAAUCUGUUUAUCCACUGCUUUCAGCUUUUGUUUCCAGAACCAAGGUACAGAGUCCUCAGAGACAUUUGCACAUCGAACACUAACGUUAACUCUUUGCUUUCUGAAAGCUUUGAAUUUUUUUACAGACAUUUUGACCUGAAUGAUGACGGUCUUUUGCAGUGUAAAAAUACUUUCACUUUUGAUGAUGACUAAGCUUCAUUUUCAUAUUCAAUUAUUUUUUUUUUAGUCUAAUUGGUUGAAAUUAAAUUUUUGUAAAACACAUUCUUGAAUCAUCUUAAAAGGCAGUAUUAUUUCAGUGAAUAACCUCUCAGUAGGUUGGUAUGCCCUUCACAAUAAACUCAUGUUGAUAAGCUGACCACCCAGACAGACACUGACCUGAACGUAUUGAUUCAAACUAAAUGUCAGACUUUCAAGAAAGGAGAAACAGGGGUCAAAUGUGAUAACCUCUGUACUAACUUAGCUGAAACCUCUCAGUUUACACUACUGUAAUCUACUGUAAUAGAAAUCCCAUACUGGAUUGAAUGAAAAUUUGAUUUGAAUAAAAAAUAUAAAGGUUUUCAUAAA
Xyrichtys novacula (pearly razorfish) is the source of this 6185-nucleotide messenger RNA. NCBI's taxonomy places the organism in Eukaryota, Metazoa, Chordata, Actinopteri, Labriformes, Labridae. The record is from the annotation of a GenBank genome assembly.